UUGGAUGACACGUGACGUCCAGUCGUCUCUCUACACUUCUUUUGCAAAGUUUUAGACUCUCACAAUUUCAAACAUUCGUUGUUGAUCGCAAUGACCCCAUUCGAUGCUGACGAAGGAAAAGAAACAUAGCUGCUCAUCUCAUGUGUUGAAUCUCGUGUGGGCUGUUUACUCCUGCAGCAUGGACAGGGAGGGCCCCCAGACGCUCUGCGACCUGUGCUUAGCUCAGGUGUGCUGCAGCUUGGAUGUCCUGUGUAGCAAACGGGCAGAUGGCUCUCUGCUCCUCAUGUCAGCAUCCCUCUUCCCUCAUCAGAUGACUGACCAGCUACUGCAGAAGAUGGCCAAAAAAGGGAUACUGAACGAGAAAACCAUUGGGAUUUUCCGGAACCAUGAAGAGCUGCGUUUGAGUAGAGUGUCCAUCCGCCACUGUUUGUUUUCUGUGGAAGCUUUUCGACAGGCCGUCUGCCCUCACCGGCUUCAAGAACUGGAUGCAUCCUGGCUUGCUGGAGACAUCACCGGCGCUCAAAUCAUCUCGGGCUUGACGUUCAACUCCAGGUGCGCAUCUAGUCUGCGGAAGUUGUCCCUGAACGGGCUUUGCAUGGACUGGGCCUCUCUAGAGAAGGGGAAAGUUGCACUCAGAUCCCUGAAAGACUUGCGGACACUCAACCUUGCCAGCACAGACCUGUGUAACGUCGCCUUAGAAGAAUUCUGCACUCUCCCGCAACUGGAGAGUCUUGAUAUCUCUUGCAGCGCCAUUUCAAAUCUUACAGCACUUCUCCAAUGCAAGAACACUCUCAGAUCUUUAAUCGCCCAUCGACUUAGGCAACUGGACAUGUCGGCAGCGAGUUUGCUGUCUGUCCUCAGCCAGCUUCAAGCCAUGAAACAUUUGGAUUUCUCGGAUGACCAUUUAACAGCGGAGGAUGGUGACCGAAGUGACGGAGAUUCGGUUGCGAGUCUUCUGUGGGCCGGUCUGCAGGUUCUUCCGUCUCUUGUAUCUUUGGACGUGUCAGGCAGGAAGGGAAUUAGGGAGGCGGCAGUUAAUGCAUUCGUGGAGGCCAGGAAGGAGCUGGUAUUCUUGGGUCUGCUCGCCACUGGAGUUAGCUCCUGUGGUGUCCUGUCAACAAAGAAAAACCUCAAAGUAACUGGAGAGGCUAAUGAGAAGCAGUUGUGUGAGGCCCUGAGAAGGUACAGAGACAGAGAGUGUUUCAUCCGAGAGGCCCUCUUCCAUCUCUACAAUUUUACCACCGACUCUCAAAAACCACAACCAGAAAUGCUGGAGCUGGUUCUGAGGGCUAUGCAGAGCCAUCCCACAAGUCUUCAGAUCCACCUGGUGGCCACAGCUUGUUUGUUCAACCUCACUACCCAUGACCUUGCUGAGGCCAUGUCUGCACGACUGCUUUGCUUCACUGUCACCCAACUUCUGUACAGCAUGAAGACCUUCCAAGAACACACACAGGUCCAAACAAAUUGCCUUCUGGCACUCUGCAGCGACUACAUCCUUCAGGAGGUCCCCUUUGACACGUAUUUAGCAGCCACGCUGGUGAUUAACUGGCUGACCUGCCACAAGGAUCCUACACUUCAGAGGAUGGCUGUCGCUGUCAUCUCCAUUUUGGUGGCCAAGUUGUCGACAGCGGAAGUCGCACAGCUUGGCGAGGAUGUCCUCAUAAUGAAACAGCUGCUGUCAAUCGUGCAGGAGAGGGCCAUGUUAGGCGUGGUGGACUCCACUCUAAAGUUUGCCUUGAGAGCUUUGUGGAACCUGACUGACGAAAUGCCAGUAGCCGCCCGCAACUUUAUCCAGUGUAAUGGCUUGGAACUUUAUGAAGAACUUCUUGAGUCAUACCACAGGGAAUCUUCUAUUCAGCAGAAGGUUCUUGGGCUUUUGAACAACAUUGCAGAGGUGGAAGAAUUGCAGACAGCACUAAUGGAGGCAGACUUGUUAGAGCACAUCCUCAGCCUCCUGCAGGACCCAGAGAUCGAGAUGGGGGUCCGCUACUUUGCUGGGGGGAUUCUUGCCCACAUUACUUCCAGACCAGAAGCUUGGCUCUUGGAAGAGAAGUUGCGUGGCACCAUUCACAAGCAGCUGCAUGUGUCCAUUGCAGAGUGGACAGAACUGGAUAAAGAAAUUGUGUUCUACAGGUCCUUGCGUCCAUUUUGCCACCUGCUUCAGACAUCUCAACCUACAGGGGUGCAACUGUGGGCUGUGUGGGCUAUUCAUUUUGUCCUCACUCAAAACACUUCACAUUACAGCUGGAUGCUGGAGCGUGAAGGCGUGGCUGAACUUCUGAAUGCUCUGACCGUGCAUCCCGAUACACACAACAUCAUUAGGGGACUAUCGGAGAGCAUCUUGCUUAUGCUUGAGCGCCAACAACCAGAGCCCUUCAUCAAGCAAGCAGAGCCUCGCAGCUCCUAGUAGAAUUGUUUCAUCGAGGAUUUCAUGUUGAAAUUAAGGUUGUGCAAAAUAAAACUGCACUCGGUGAAGAGUUAGAUGAAGAGAAGUUUCAUGUGUGCAGGAAUUUUGAUAACCAAAGUGUAAAUUUUAUGUGUAUAUUUAAUGAAUGAGUACAUAAUUUGUUGCAUAAAAUGCCACUAGAGGGUGCUUCAGAGCUGUGACUUCAGCGAUUGGUUUAAUCUCAGUUGAAAGGCAGUGCUGUAAAUGAAUACAAAAAUAAGAAUUGAUUAAAACCCUAACAAGGAUAAGCAUUAUUGGAAAUAGAUGGAUGGAAGAAUUCAAUACAAGACAGUUAAAAGUAAUUUGAAAAUAAUAAUAUAACAGUUAAACAACUUGAAAACAAUACCCCUGAAAAAUAAUAAAUGUGAAACUAAAGCAUCUUAAGUCUAUUGAAAGUCGUCCUAUUCUUUUUGUGAUCAUUCAACUAACUAUUGUUUGAAUUACACCUUUUAUUAUGUGCAUCCCAGCAGAAAUGAAUCUUGUUUUUUGAGAUUGACAAACCACAGGUAUUCAUUUUGCAGCUGUGUAAUUGUGGAGAAAAAAUUCAAGGUAAACCAGGAUAUCCAGGAAGUAGCAUGGUGGCAGACAUUUUUUGUCAUUGUGGGACUAUUUUACCCAAUUAAAUGCGAGUAUGCAAGAUUGCCCACCCUUCCUCAGGAUGUUAUUAAUACCUAUUAUCACAUCCACCUGGCCUGCAGUCUGUUUAUGUACAGUGUAUAACUGACUACACAAUGGCUCUGCUCAUAAGGGGUGUCAUUUUGUG
This is a messenger RNA of Corythoichthys intestinalis (scribbled pipefish), 3209 nucleotides long. Its product is annotated as protein zyg-11 homolog. Gene Ontology annotation, cellular component: Cul2-RING ubiquitin ligase complex. The record is from RefSeq and is a predicted model, not a curated record. Lineage: Eukaryota; Metazoa; Chordata; Actinopteri; Syngnathiformes; Syngnathidae. The coding region runs from base 104 to 2407 and encodes 767 amino acids. The transcript has 14 exons.